Messenger RNA from Gekko japonicus, 984 nucleotides. RefSeq names its product zinc finger protein 2 homolog. The record is from RefSeq and is a predicted model, not a curated record. The transcript has a single exon. Gene Ontology annotation, biological process: regulation of transcription by RNA polymerase II. Gene Ontology annotation, molecular function: RNA polymerase II cis-regulatory region sequence-specific DNA binding; DNA-binding transcription factor activity, RNA polymerase II-specific. The annotation marks the transcript as partial. NCBI's taxonomy places the organism in Eukaryota, Metazoa, Chordata, Lepidosauria, Squamata, Gekkonidae.
AGGACACACACAGGGGAGAAGCCUUAUAAAUGCCUGGAAUGUAGUAAUAGCUUCACUGACCGUUCCAGUCUGAAUUCUCAUCAAAGAAUUCACACAGGAGAGAAACCAUAUCAGUGCCUGCAGUGUGGGAAAAGGUUCCGUCACAGUUCACACCUUACUUACCACCAAAGGACGCACACGGGGGAAAAACCAUAUGGAUGCCUGGAGUGUGGGAAGUGUUUCGGACGAAAAGAUCACCUUAUCUCCCAUCGAAGAAUUCACACAGGAGAGAAGCCAUACAAAUGCCUGCAAUGUGGAAAAGGGUUCCGUGAUAAUAUACACCUUACUUGCCACCAAAGGACGCACACAGGGGAGAAACCAUAUAAAUGCCUGGAAUGUGGGAAGAAUUUUGGAAGAAAAUAUAGCCUCAUCAGCCAUCAAAGAAUUCACACAGGUGAGAAACCAUACAGAUGCAUGGUGUGUGGCAAAAGCUUCGUGCAUUAUUCAACUCUUACUUCCCAUCGAAGAAUUCACACAGGGGAGAAACCAUAUAAAUGCCUGGGGUGUGGGAAAAGCUUCAAUCGGAGUUCACACCUUCAUUGUCAUAAGAAAAUUCACACAGGGGAGAAACCAUAUAAAUGCCUGGAAUGUGGGAAGAGUUUUGGACGAAAAGAUAACCUCAUCUGCCAUCGAAGAAUUCACACAGGGGAGAAACCAUACAAUUGCAUGGUGUGUGGCAAAAGCUUCACGGAUCGUUCCACUCUUACUUCCCAUCAAAGAAUUCACACAGGGGAGAAACCAUACAAAUGCAUGGUGUGUGGCAAAAGCUUCAUGGAUCAUUCCACUCUUACUUCCCAUCAAAGAAUACACACAGGGGAGAAACCAUAUAAAUGUCUGGAGUGUGGGGAAAGCUUCAGACAGCGUUCACAACUUAGUUCUCACUACAGAAUGCAUACAGGGGAGAAACCCUAUAUAUGUCUUGAGUGUGGGAAAAGCUUCACCAAC